Tachysurus vachellii is the source of this 4218-nucleotide messenger RNA. RefSeq names its product smoothened, frizzled class receptor (gene smo). Gene Ontology annotation, molecular function: transmembrane signaling receptor activity; patched binding. NCBI's taxonomy places the organism in Eukaryota, Metazoa, Chordata, Actinopteri, Siluriformes, Bagridae. Gene Ontology annotation, cellular component: dendrite; plasma membrane; cilium. The record is from RefSeq and is a predicted model, not a curated record. Gene Ontology annotation, biological process: commissural neuron axon guidance; positive regulation of smoothened signaling pathway; smoothened signaling pathway. The transcript has 12 exons. The coding region runs from base 575 to 3040 and encodes 821 amino acids.
UUUUACGCACAUGAAGAACCGACACAUGAGUCCAGUCUAACAUGAUCUUUUUGUGCUGUAAGAUUUUCUGUGUGUUGUAACUUUUUUCUUUGGCUGGGAAAAAUCUGGGGGCUGAACCAGGAGCCUGGGGAUCGAGUUACACUCUGAGGCCAGUUUUUUUCCUCCUCCAUCUGAAAAGUGGGGGAUGGUGAUGAAGCCAUUCUGUACUUUCUUUGCAUUCUUUCUGAACGUCUUUCCGACGUGUUAUAGAUAUAGAUUUUGUUUGUUUGUUUGUUUGUUUUAUAUGUCAUAUUAUUUCUUAUUUUGCGCACUGAAAUGAAGCGCAGCUUGUGCGCCGAAAUGGAAUGUUUAGACUGCGGAAUAUAAGCAAGAAGGAGAAGAAGAAACUACAUGAAGUUGUGAGGACAAAAAAAAAAAUCCGCUAUUAUGUGUCCGAUCCUCGAACCAUGAGCUCGGGUUUGAUCUCGGAAACACUUUUGGUCGCAGGAAACUUUCACUGGCACCAAUAAAAUCAUCCGAAAUAAAAAAAAAAAGGAUCUUUUUUUUUAUUUCUAUUUUUUUGUCGCUCUCCAAAAUGUCCUCCAGCUCCAUUGUCGGGAUGCUUUGGGUUUGUGUUGGGACCCUGAUGGUCAGCCAGGCCGUGAUGUUACACAAAAAUGAAACAAUCUUCAACGAUUUUUGCAAGAAAACGACGACGUGUGAAGUGUUGAAGUACAAUACGUGUCUCGGGACGCCGUUACCGUACACGCACACGUCUCUGGUGCUGGCUGAAGACUCGGAGACGCAAGAAGAAGCUUUGGAGAAACUGGUCAUGUGGUCUGGGUUAAAAAAUGCUCCUCGGUGCUGGGCGGUCAUUCAGCCUUUACUGUGUGCUGUUUACAUGCCUAAGUGUGAGAAUGGAAAAGUGGAACUUCCCAGCCAGACCCUGUGCCAGGCGACCCGCCAACCCUGCAGUAUAGUGGAGCGGGAGCGAGGGUGGCCCAGCUUUCUCAAGUGCGAGAAUACGGAUAAGUUUCCUCUUGGUUGCCAGAAUGAGGUACAGAAAAUCAAAUUCAAUACAUCAGGACAGUGCGAGGCGCCUCUAGUGAAAACCGACAUCCAGACCAGCUGGUACAAGGACGUGGAAGGCUGUGGCAUUCAGUGCGACAAUCCGCUCUUCACGGAGGAGGAACACUCGGACAUGCACGGCUACAUCGCCGCCUUCGGAUCGGUCACCCUGCUGUUCACUUUCUUCACAUUGGCAACGUUUCUUGCAGACUGGAAAAAUUCCAACCGCUACCCAGCCGUAAUCCUAUUUUACGUCAACGCCUGCUUCUUUGUUGGUAGCAUCGGGUGGCUCGCCCAAUUCAUGGACGGCGCUCGCAAAGAGAUCGUGUGCAAAAGUGACAACACCAUGCGGCUCGGCGAGCCUUCGUCGACAGAGACGCUUUCGUGUGUUAUCAUCUUCAUCAUCGUGUACUACUCCUUGAUGUCAGGUGUCAUCUGGUUUGUUAUGCUGACUUACGCCUGGCACACGUCUUUCAAAGCUCUUGGCACUACGCACCAACCUCUGUCUGGAAAGACAUCCUACUUCCACCUUGUCACAUGGUCCAUCCCGUUUAUCCUCACAGUGGCUAUUCUGGCUAUCGCACAGGUCGAUGGAGACUCCGUUAGUGGAAUCUGCUUUGUCGGCUACAAAAACUACAGAUAUCGCGCUGGGUUUGUUCUGGCUCCGAUCGGUGUGGUACUCGCUAUCGGUGGCUAUUUCCUUGUUAGAGGUGUCAUGACUUUAUUUUCCAUCAAAAGUAACCAUCCAGGACUGCUGAGUGAAAAAGCAGCAAGUAAAAUCAAUGCGACGAUGCUGAGACUUGGCAUAUUUGGUUUUCUAGCUUUUUGUUUUGUUUUCAUCACAUUUGGAUGCCAUUUCUAUGAGUUCUUCAACCAGGCAGAGUGGGAAAGGAGCUUUCGGGAAUUUGUGCUAUGUGAAGCUAAUGUGACCAUAGCUCAGCAGACCAAGAAGAAGGUCCCAGAAUGCAUCAUUAAAAAUCGGCCCAGUCUGAUGGUGGGGAAGAUUAACUUGUUCUCUAUGUUCGGUACCGGCAUUGCCAUGAGCACAUGGGUGUGGACCAAAGCCACUAUUCUCAUUUGGAAGCGCACCUGGUGUAGGAUAAUUGGACGGAGUGACGAUGAACCGAAGCGCAUCAAGAAGAGCAAGAUGAUAGCCAAAGCAUUCUCCAAGAGAAAGGAACUCCAAAUGGACCCGGAAAAAGAAUUGUCCUUCAGCAUGCACACAGUCUCCCAUGAAGGGCCUGUGGCGGGUAUAAACUUCGAUCUGAAUGAGCCGUCCAUGGAAAUGUCCUCUGCAUGGGCCCAGCACGUGACAAAGAUGGUGGCACGAAGAGGUGCCAUUUUACCUCAGGACAUCUCGGUUACUCCCACUGGGACACCUGUGCCACCUCCAGAAGAACGAAACAAACUCUGGAUGGUCGAAGCCGAUAUCUCUCCCGAGAUGAUAAAACGUAAGAAGAAAAAGAAGAAGAGGAAGAAGGAGGUGCGUACAGUAGCGCCUGCUGAAGAGGACGUUAAUCCCCGGCACAGAGAGUUCGGUCCCAGCGCUGUCCCUCGUCUCCCCAAGCUCCCAGCGCAUCGCAGUCUUGUGGCUAACCUGUGGGAGCGUCAACGGCAGCAAGAGGAGAACGUCCUUCCAGGCUCCUUCUCAGAAUUCCGUCCUUCCUGUCCCAUUCCGUACCAUGAAAGAUACGUUGGGCUUGGCCAUGUUUCAUCCAGUCAGCGCAGCAGGGAGCCUGGAUUUAACCCCUCCAACCCGCUGACGCUAAGCCAGUAUGAGGGACGAGGUCAGUUUAAACAACCGGCCUGGCAGUCUAAUGGAUCUAACAAAAUGUUCCUCUAUUCUGGGCAGGAGAUGCCUUCAUCAGUGGGUGCUGGCAGGACAGGCUUUACAACGCCUAGGUCAGAGGGCAAGAAACAGGUGAUCGCACCAAUCCACUCCAGAACCAAUCUUAUGGAGGCAGAACUGAUGGACGCUGACUCUGAUUUUUGACAUUGUCCUGUAUUUUGUUGCUUGGUCCAAAAGUGCUGGAUACUUUGCACCACAAAUUGUUAGAAACAUGUAAGGCAGGGUUCCUGUCACUGGUCCGUGGGGCAUGUUUGUGUGGGUAGCGCCAUAACUCUUUCUUUAAUGUCAUGAUAGAAUAGGCACCGAAAGGCUCUAUCUGAAUUCGACAGUGCUAAGCUAUAAAAUUCUCUGACGCUCGUUGGCCUUCAAAUCUCAGCUGUGUGUGUUGGGUAAUUUCGAGUGUGCGUCGACGUAUGGAGAGAUGAAGCUGACAAAGCUUUGACUCUUUGACUGAAAAAUCAAGAACAAGAAAAUUGGACCGUCUUCACAACGUUUUCAUAAAUGGUAUGCUAUAGUUCUCGAGUGAGGUCAGUCAAAGUAUUGCUAAUUUAAAAUGAUACGCAUGCUAAUAUUAUGAGGAACGAAGGACUGGUUGUUGUUUGUGUGAAAUGCUUGACAGCUUUGGAAAUCUGUACAAGUAAACCAGCUAGUUGUAGGUUUGUACAAGCCACCUUGGGCAAGUUUUGCUUAAGCAGCAUGAAAGGACAAGGUACCACCUUUAUAUUUAUAGCAUGCACCAACAGUGGCUGCUAAAUUUAGAUUUGCUCAUUUGGCUGAAGCUUUUCUAUAAAGUAACUUAGACUUUUAAUCACACCUUUCAAUCAGUAGCCCAAACCCUUAACCACUAUUUCCCUUCAUGUGCCAUUGGCAUUAGUUUUCUUGCCUCACUGUUGAACUAUAUGGAAAUUUAAACAUUACGUAAUGAACCUCAUGAGAUACACCACCAACAAGACCGGACUGAUCUCAGUAGCUCUGCUUCAUCCACAUGCUGCACUGUUUCUCAGACCUGGCUCUAAACAAACAAUAGUGUUAGUACUUUGUUACAAAGAGAAAGUGUAUUCAUAAAUAUUGUUAUUAUCUGUACUUUCGUAUGAGGUUGCCUGGUGCAAUUACGAACAGUUUUCUUCAUAGACGUAGGCCAUGUCAAAGCGAGGGCAUUUUUAAUGAACUGUCUGAAGAAGGUUUAAAAUGCUGUUAUCGAAAUAGUGUGUUUGUUCUCUUCCGUUCGAUAUGAUUGCUGUACAGUUUUAUCAAAAAGGCUAUUUUUGUACUUUAGCUUGUAGUUUCUUUCACCUGUAUCGUAAACCAUUGUACAUAUUUCA